GUGUUUACCACUUAUGGCUUUAUUUCCAGUAUGUUUAAUUAAUGCUGUACCCUAAUGGCUAUCGAAAAACAAAGCAAAUUACUUGUGUCUAAAGUGAUGAACUAUCUCUGACUUAUCAGUGCUAUUGUCCAGUUAUCCGCAUAAGUUGCCAUGCAGUUGUAGUUCAUUCUAUAUCUUGUAUAUUGUGUAAUGCAUGUAUUGAUUCGAAUUAGAUGAAUUUGUCCUGUGAUUUGUUAUAUGAAUCACGGAAUUGUUUAAAAAGCCAGUUUCUAAUAUCUUGUAUUGUUAUUGUUGAUGAUUUUCACUUUUAGUUCUUUAUUAUUCCGAUCCCAUCUUCAAGCAAACGCAGAAUAAUCGUUCUUAAACCGAAGUUGCUCAACAGAAUUUUGAUGUGAUUUGAUGAAAAUUUGGAACACUUUCAAUGUCACUGCUUGGGAUGCAAAUUAUAAACAAUUUCUUGCCUAUAUAAAUUCAAGUGGUUAUCUAGUCAAAAGCACAUACAUGUCUUCAGGUCAUCCAAGUGCGUAUCAGGUUGUUGCGCCAAUUGUCCAUUUUUUAAUGCUUAAGCGAUGAAAAUUUUUGUACUCAUAUUGCUGGUCUUAUUAUCGAUUAAUCUUGGAACCACUGAAGGUGGCUACGUAAGCACUUCAAGAAAAUAUCCAUCAUCUAUUUCACGGUCUGAUAUAACUGACGGAUUAUGGAAGUCAAGAACAGAAUGGAAGUUCCAGUGGGUAAAAGAAUGGCAUGUAAAAAAGGUAUUUAUACCAAUCUGGAGAAAAGUGUGGACUCCAGUAGAAAUAAAAGAAUGGAUUCCUGUGCCAAAAGCUCUGCACAAAUAGAGCCAAUCCUAGGAAACUUAACUGUAUAUAACUGCACUUUAUAUACCAUCCUGAGCAUACUAAAUUCCAACAAUGUGA
This is a messenger RNA of Dendroctonus ponderosae (mountain pine beetle), 917 nucleotides long. RefSeq lists its product as uncharacterized. Bases 570 to 839 code for a protein of 89 amino acids. The transcript is spliced from 4 exons. Lineage: Eukaryota; Metazoa; Arthropoda; Insecta; Coleoptera; Curculionidae. The record is from RefSeq and is a predicted model, not a curated record.